This is a messenger RNA of Equus quagga, 653 nucleotides long. RefSeq names its product FKBP prolyl isomerase 2 (gene FKBP2). The coding region runs from base 86 to 574 and encodes 162 amino acids. Gene Ontology annotation, molecular function: peptidyl-prolyl cis-trans isomerase activity. The record is from RefSeq and is a predicted model, not a curated record. Gene Ontology annotation, biological process: protein peptidyl-prolyl isomerization. NCBI's taxonomy places the organism in Eukaryota, Metazoa, Chordata, Mammalia, Perissodactyla, Equidae. The transcript has 6 exons.
AAAGGAGCCGCCCCGGCGGGCGUGUGGCAGCGGGUUUCGCACGGUCCAAUGAGGGCGGGCGGCGUGGCCCGGCCUGGUGGCGACGAUGACGCGCCUGCGCAGAGGCGGCGGCGCGGCUGGGGUUGACUCCGGGGGCGCGGCGAGGAGAGACAUGAGGCUGAGCUGGGUCCUGACAGUACUGUCCAUCUGCCUGAGCGCCCUGGCCACGGCCGCAGGGGCCGAGGGCAAACGGAAGCUGCAGAUCGGAGUGAAGAAGCGGGUAGACCACUGUCCUAUCAAAUCGCGCAAGGGGGACGUGCUGCGCAUGCACUACACGGGAAAGCUGGAAGAUGGGACGGAGUUUGACAGCAGCCUGCCCCAGAACCAGCCCUUUGUGUUCUCCCUGGGCACGGGCCAGGUCAUCAAGGGCUGGGACCAGGGGCUGCUGGGGAUGUGUGAGGGGGAAAAGCGGAAGCUGGUGAUCCCGUCAGAGCUGGGGUACGGAGAGCGGGGAGCUCCCCCCAAGAUUCCAGGCGGUGCAACCCUGGUGUUUGAAGUGGAGCUCCUCAAAAUCGAGCGACGUUCAGAACUGUAGCCACACUGGGGAGGGGCAGCGGCGAGGCCCCCGUCAGGGACCAGACUGUUUAAAAAAACAAAAAAAAACUUAAAGCCCA